GUGCUUUGGGUAGCUGGACAGAAGGGGACCUGUGGAGGUAGGACAAAUGGUUGGCUUCUGAAUCUGCCCAAAUUGGGCCAUAGAUUACCUGAUGUGGGACAGCGAAAGAGAGAUGGGACAGUGAAAUAAAGUGAGAUGUUACGAUUGACCUUAGGCUGGGCACAGUGGUAUACACUUUGGGAGGCUGAGGUGGGCAGAUCACUUGAGGUCAGGAGUUUGAGACCAGCCUGGCCAACAUGACGAAACCCCAUCUCUGCUAAAAAUACAAAAAAAAUUAGCUGGGGCAUGGUAGCAUGCACCUGUAAUCCCGGCAACUUGGGAGGCUGAGGCAGAAUUGUUUGAAUCUGGGAGAUGAAGGUUGCAGUGAGCUGAGAUUAUGCCACUGCACUCCAGCCUGAGUGACAGAGCGAGACUCUGUCUUUAAAAAAAAAAAAAUGACGUUAGAUCUUUCAGAUGUGGAAGUUUGUGUGAGGAGUACAUCUCAGGGAGAAGCUCAAAGAGUUGGAUUUUGGCCAUGUUGUAUUUGAGAUGUCCCAGAGACUGCCAAAUUGAGGUGCCAAGUGGACCUCUAAACAUGCAAUUAUGAAAUUAUGUCAGGUUAUGGCCGGGCGCAGUGGCUUACAUGUAUAAUCCCAGCACUUUGGGAGGCCAAGGCGGGUGGAUCACGAGGUCAAGAGAUCGAGACCAUCCUGGUCAACACGGUGAAACCCCGUCUCUACUAAAAAUAAAAAAAUUAGCUGGGCAUGGUGGUGCACGCCUGUACUCCCAGCUACUCAGGAGGCUGAGCAGGAGAAUUGCUUGAACCCAGAAGGUGGAGGCUGCGGUGAGCCGAGAUCAUGCCAUUGCACUCCAGUCUGGGUAACAACAGCAAAACUCCAUCUCAAAAAAAAAAAAAAAAAGAAAGAAAUUAUGUCGGGUUUAGGCUGGAAACAUCCAAUGGAUGGAUGCUUUUGUGUGGACACCGCAUGCAAUUGUUGGUUGGGUUUAAGACAGUGGCCAAGCCUCCUGAGCAGAGAGGAGGUCUAGGACAAAAAUGAAGCACAGCAAUAGAAGCAUGAGAGCUGGGCUUUGGUUUAGGUUGACUUACGUCUCUACAGCUCACUAUGUUUUUGUGGCCAUCCUUUUUAUGGUCAGGGCAUGUUAUCUCCUCUUAAGUGGGGUCCUGGGGUUUUUGUCAGGCUGGUGGAGUGGCAAGAUCAGAAAGGGCCAGUCUAAGCUGAGUCCCCAGGCCAAGGUGGGGCCAGUGAGUCUUAGUAUUUGAGUGUUAGGAAUACCAAAGACAGCUAUGACUAGGAAUGAGACAACACAUACAAAGGCAACAAUAUAAGAGGGAAAAGAUAUUUGAGAUCUGCUUUUGAUUCUGGGCAGCUGAUGGUUGAAGAAACAGGGCAAGGAGGGCAGGCAUUGACUUCAAGGCUGUGGCUGCCUCUGGCAGUGGAGUGUUUGGAGCUCUGUAGCUGGACCAGGAUUGGAUCCUGGAUGCGUCUGUCAGGAAUAUCUCACCAUGUUCUCCCUAGCACAUGGUGAGAUGCUAGGGAGAAGCCUACAGUGUGCACAGGGAGGGGAUGGAAACAUGAGAAUUGUCUGGUCUGAGGAGUGACAUGUAAAGGUGAGGGAAUGUGAACCAUUGGCCCCUUGGCCCUGGUACAAGAGGCAUAAAGAGAAAGGAAAGCCCAGAUUUUCUUGUGUGGGAGGUAUGAGCCAGAAGACACAAGGAAAAUUGGCCAGCAGGAGGGAGGAGCCAGCAUGCAUCUGCCCAUCGGCCUGUUGCUUCUCUAGGUUGGGUUGUCCUCAAUACAGUGACCAGUGGGACUACUAGGAGAGGGAGGGGCACCAUUAAGUCCAGGGCAUGUUAAGUGGGGCCCUGAGGAAGAAGGUAAGCUGUGGAUGAGUAGUAGAUGGUCUGAGAGAAUCAUAAGAGAAAGAGAUGUCAGUGGUAGAUGUGUCAGAAUUCUGAGUCACAUGGCAAGGGCCUACAUAUUUCCAUUUCAUCAUUUGUUUCUUUUUCAGCAUACCUGUUGGCCCUGUGGCUCAGCUGUCCCCUCAUUGAAGAGCCUGGUAACCUUUGAAGAUGUGGCUGUAUAUUUCUCCCAGGAGGAGUGGGGGCUCCUUGAUGUAGCCCAGAGGCACCUGUACCACAAUGUGAUGGUGGAAAACUUUGAGCUCAUUACCUCACUUGGUUGCUGGCAUGGAGUAGAGGGUGAGGAGGCCCAUCCCAAGAAGAAUGCUUCUGUAGAAGAGGUGUUACAGGUCAGGAAUGCACAUGCAGAUCCCUCCACCCAGAAGGCUAACCCCUGUGAUAUGUGUGGGCUAUACUUGAAAGACAUUUUGCACCUGGCUGAGCAUCAGGGAACAUACUCUCAGGAGAAACCCUACUCAUGUGGAACAUGUGGGAGAGAGUUUUGGUUGAGCACAAACCUUCACCAGCACCGGGAGUAUAGUAGAGGGAAGCCCUUCAGAUGGUAUAAGAACAGGGAUGCACUUAUGAAGAGCUCUAAAGUCCACCUGUCAGAGAACCCCUUGACUUGCAGGGAAGGUGGGAAGGCCAUCCUGGACAGCCGUGACCUCCUCCAGCUUCAAGCUGUUGACAGUGGGAGGAAGCCAUAUUCCAAUCUUGGGCAGAUUCCAGAAGUCUGUACUACACAGAAACUCUUCAAGUGCAGCAACUAUGGAAAAGCAUUCCUGAAAAGCUCCACUCUCCUCAACCAUUUGAGAACUCACUCUGAAGAGAUAACAUUUAGAUGCCCAACAGGUGGAAAUUUCUUAGAGGAGAAAUCAACCCUUGGUAAUCAAAAACUUCACACUGGGGAAAUAUCCCAUGUGUGCAAGGAGUGUGGAAAGGCCUUUAGUCACCUAUCUAAGCUGAGGAAGCACCAGAAAUUUCACACUAAAGUAAAAUAUUAUGAGUGCACUCAAUGUGCGAAAACCUUCAACCACAAACUCACAUUUGUUCAUCAUCAGAGAAUUCACCCAGGAGAAAGGCAUUAUGAGUGCAGUGAAUGUGGGAAAGCCUUCAAUAACAGAUCACACCUCAUUCGACAUGAGAAAGUUCACACUGGAGAAAGGCCUUUUGAGUGCCUGAAAUGUGGAAGAGCCUUCAGCCAAAGCUCCAAUUUCCUUCGGCACCAGAAAGUUCACACCCAAGUAAGACCUUAUGAAUGCAAUCAAUGUGGUAAAUCCUUCAGCCGAAGCUCUGCUCUCAUUCAGCACUGGAGAGUUCACACUGGAGAAAGACCAUAUGAAUGCAGUGAAUGUGGAAGAGCUUUUAAUAAUAACUCCAACCUUGCUCAGCACCAGAAAGUUCACACUGGAGAACGGCCUUUUGAGUGCAGUGAAUGUGGAAGAGACUUCAGCCAAAGCUCCCAUCUCCUUCGACAUCAGAAAGUUCACACUGGAGAACGGCCUUUUGAAUGCAGCGAAUGUGGUAGAGCCUUCAGCAAUAGCUCCACCCUCAUCCAGCACCAGAAAGUACAUACUGGGCAAAGGCCUUAUGAGUGCAACGAAUGUAGGAAAUCCUUCAGCCGCAGCUCCAGCCUGAUUCAGCACUGGAGAAUUCACACCGGAGAAAGGCCUUAUGAAUGUAGUGAGUGUGGGAAAGCCUUCACUCACAGUUCCAGUCUCAUUGAACACUGGAGAGUUCACACAAAAGAAAAGCCUUAUGAAUGCAAUGAAUGUGGGAAAUUCUUCAGCCAAAACUCUAUUCUCAUUAAGCAUCAGAAAGUUCAUACUGGAGAAAAGCCUUAUAAGUGCAGUGAAUGUGGGAAAUUCUUUAGCCGAAAAUCUAGCCUUAUUUGUCACUGGAGAGUUCACACUGGAGAAAGGCCUUAUGAAUGCAGUGAAUGUGGAAGAGCCUUCAGCAGUAACUCCCACCUGGUUCGUCAUCAGAGAGUUCACACAAAAGAAAGGCCCUAUGAGUGCAUCCAGUGUGGAAAAGCCUUUAGUGAAAGAUCUACACUUGUUCGGCACCAGAAAGCUCAUACCAGAGAAAGGAUUUAUGAGUGUAGCCAGUGUGGGAAAGUCUUUAGCCAUCUUUGUAACCUUGCUCAGCAUAGAAAGAUUCAUACCUGAGUGGAGCCUUAUGGGAGUGGUCUUUGUGAGAAGAUCUUCAGCCAAGUCAAACUUCAUGCAGUAGAAUCCCCGUAUUAGAAUUUACCUACAUGUACUCCUAAUGUGGAAAAGUGUUUAGAAGCUGCUAUGUUCUUUCUCACCAGCCCAAAAAACUUCGCAGGGCCAUCUCACCCAUGUAGCAUAAGGCAGAAGCCACAGCCACUUUCCAUCUUGCCUGGAUCCAAAAAUUUGCAGCAGUCCUGUCCUCAUGCAUGGGGAAAACAGUUCCCUGAGCCUCCCUUAGCCUGUCCUGUAGGGAUUCAGGACCAUCCUUAGCUCACUGGAAUGGUGUUAAUUCCCAUUGCCUCUGAGAGGGUUAGGCAGUCAGCUGAACCCAUGCUGGUCAAGGGGCCUUGAGGGAAAUCUAAUUUGAGCUCAGGAAGAAAUCAAGUUUGUGUUUAACCCCUAAGAUGUGUCCAUUGAGACCACAAAUCACCCUCCACCGGAAUAACCUACCUUGUCUGCACUAUACUGUGUGAUAAUAAAGAGCUUAUUGAUGAGGU
Molecule: messenger RNA, 4610 nt
Organism: Callithrix jacchus (white-tufted-ear marmoset)
Lineage: Eukaryota; Metazoa; Chordata; Mammalia; Primates; Cebidae
Gene: ZNF132
Product: zinc finger protein 132
Biological process (GO): regulation of transcription by RNA polymerase II
Cellular component (GO): nucleus
Molecular function (GO): sequence-specific DNA binding; DNA-binding transcription factor activity, RNA polymerase II-specific
Source: RefSeq, a predicted model, not a curated record